Messenger RNA from Hemisphaericaspora subhashii, 3789 nucleotides. It is a transcript of the gene POM152, whose product is annotated as Pom152p. Bases 1 to 3789 code for a protein of 1262 amino acids. Gene Ontology annotation, biological process: protein import into nucleus; nuclear pore organization. Gene Ontology annotation, cellular component: nuclear pore transmembrane ring. Lineage: Eukaryota; Fungi; Ascomycota; Pichiomycetes; Serinales; Debaryomycetaceae. The transcript has a single exon. Gene Ontology annotation, molecular function: structural constituent of nuclear pore. The record is from RefSeq and is a predicted model, not a curated record.
AUGUCACGUCCCAAUGGUAGAGAUAUUUAUAUACGAGAAAAGGAAGAUGGUCCUCUAAUACCGACAACGAUCUUAGAUCAAGCAUCUCAAAGAUUGUUCAUAACAUCUUUGUUUAUAUUGAUUCAAAGUUGGAAGAUAUAUGAUCUUGUAUUGCUUAAGACAGAAAUACCAGGUUCAGAUGAACAAUUAACACAAUUGAAUAACUUCAGUUAUAUGUUGAAGUAUGCAAUUAUCGAUGGUUUGUUUUUAUGGUUAUUGCCUGUACUAAACAUUCAAUAUUUGACAUUUUCAGCAUUUAAAACCUUGUUAUAUACAAUUAUAUUGAAUGUUAUUUCAUUGUUGCUAAUAAGCUCUUUUGCGCUCCCCUUAUUAUCAAAUAUAUUUGUACCAAUAUGGAAGAUAGUAUUGCAAAAGAAGGAAUUGAAUAUCAUUGGUGAAGCCGUUGAUCGAAAUUCUGUUAUAGAUAUGAAUGCCCAUUUCAAAGGUCAAUUGACGAUCCAUUAUUUACCCCAUUCUUCAGCAAAGAUGAACCCUUUCCACCUUGAUCAAACCUGUAUUAAUAAGGAAGAACCGGAGGGUUUAAGCAUGCCAGUAGAGUUUAACACCACUACAGGAAUUGGAUUUUUGCAAAUACAACAAAUCACCCCCGAUAAUGAAAUCAAAUUGCUCAAUUAUACUGGGCAUUCACUCAAUAAACUUAUGAAUCGAGAUUAUUCGCAUUUAUCUCAAUUUCCUGAAUUCAAAUCAGGAGACUCUAGGGUCUUUUAUUUGGAGUAUCCAAUAAUAGAACCAGGAAUGUACAGAAUUAAACAUGUCUUGGAUAAUAAGGGUAAUAAUAUCAGAACCUACAAAUCAGAAUUCUCAGUGUCGUAUUGUCCACAGGCAAAGUAUUUGUAUGGCCUGCUGUUUGAUAUGUCGCAAAACUUCAAAUGCAUUUCAUCACUUAUAGAUGAUACCCUCCCGGUUCCGAAGAUUGAAACAUCCAGUACCACACCGUCCUAUGUACAAGUCAAUGUAAAGGUCAAUGGGAGAGAUUUUAGAACCAUGAACAUUACUGUCUCUGACGAAACAGAUUCCACCAGAAAACACCAAAAAUUCGAUUAUAGCUGGUUGAAAGCAACGAAGCUUGUAAGGAAUACAUUAGAGCAGGAAAUAUUACUGUCUUUAUCGUCAUUGAAAUACGAAGGUACAACCUCCGUUGAAUUACAAUUAUUGCAAAUUCAAGAUUCUUUGGGAAACAUUCAAAGAUACAAUCCACUCUCCAAAGACCAAGAUGUUUGGUACAGCCUUAACUUGAAGAAAUCGCCAUCUGUCGGUCUAGUUGAUGCAGAGAAGGGCGCUGAGUUAUUAGUUGGUGGUCACAAGCGUUUGUUGUUUACAAAUAUAGAUAGUCUUAAAGUUGAGGAUUUCCCGCUAUCUGUCGUUAUUGGAUUUAAAAAUCAACAUCAAGCGAGCUUAAAUAUUUCCAAUACUUUUAAAACUAAGCAUGACUUCCAAAAGGGGUUAAGUGUUGAUCAACCAGGUGAGUAUUCAUUAAUAUCUGCCCAGACCAAGUUUUGUCCGUGUGAAACUCGACCUGGUACCAUUCAAGUGAAACUUGCUACACCUCCCCAAGUUCAUAUCAUAGAUGAAGCAGUGUCUGAUAGAUGUUUGGGUACCAUAGGGUAUAAUUUCAAUUUUAAUUUCACUGGGAAACCGCCAUUUAAAGUCCAAUACCGAGUUUACGUGAAUCAAUCUGGGGUUCUUAGACCAGUACACUCGGAGCAAGGAAGAGUAUUGAGAGAGUUGACAUCAUUUGAAAAUUCACAUUUAUUUAAAUUUAAACCUCAUACCGAAGGAAGCUAUACGAUUGUUUUCAAUAAUUUGAAGGAUCUAAACUAUAAUCAAGAACCAAUUCGUUUGGAUGAAAAGAAGCACACUUAUCUGACUUAUUUCAAGCAAGCAUCUGAGAUUGGUUUAAAGUCUACGCAGAAAACCAUCUAUACUUGUUAUGGGCAGACUUCAAAUAUUCCAUUGUUUUUCAAAGGAAGUGGAGGACCAUUUAAGUUUGAUUAUGAUUUCAUUGAUCCUGACAGUCAGAAGAAGCUAAUUGAUACUUCUCAUGCCGAAAACGUUGAUUCUUUUAGUAUUGAUACUCCAAAGGGUUUGAUUGGAAAAACUUAUGAAUUGAGAUUGACUAAUGCGAAGGAUAGAUUUGGAUGUGAUGCAAAGAUUACCCAUCCUCUGAUUAGGAUCGCAAGUAGACCAGAUAUUCCUACUUUAGAGUUAAGCGCUGAUAUCAAGGACCACAUUCAUGUUGUUGAAGGUGAUUCAGUAGAACUUCCAAUAGUAUAUAAAUCCUCGGUUGGGUUGUCCAACAAUGAUAAAAUUGAAGUUAAAUUUACAAAGCCUGGCUCUGGUGAUUCUCGAAUAAUGAAGAUGAAUGUCAAAGGAGGAUCAAUUCGUGUAUCAGAAACAGGUACUUAUUCUUUGGUUUCGUUUGAAAAUAAGGGAUGUCCUGGUCGGAUCACACAUAAUGAAAGAGCUGUUCGAAUUAGUUACUUUGACAAGCCAUCAUUGCAAAUCGUUGCAGAAAAUGAAUUCAAGCAACAUAAAGAGGAAAACACCAUUCACUUGAAGCCAGUUUGUAAUGGUUGUUCUAAUAAGGUUAAAUUACAAUUAACUGGUAAAGCUCCAUUUAUACUUGAUUAUGAAAUAAGACUACCAAGCGGGAAGAUUGAAACUCACUCUAUGAAUGUUGAAGGUCAUGAAAUUAUAAUAAGUCUUCCUUCUAGAGAAAAUGGUAGGUAUGAACAUAAAUUCAAAAGGAUUUAUGAUGGGUUGUAUACAAAAUCUCGUGGACGUGCAGUUAACGUGGUUGCUCCUCGGGUGCUUUAUAAUGUCAAUGGAUUACCAAAUGCCAAAUUUAUAAACGAGCAAAGAUUUUCCCAAAUAUGUGAGAACGCGUUAGGCAAAAGUGAUAAAGUUAUAAGCAUUCCUGUUCACUUGGAUGGACAAUACCCAUUUGAUAUUGAUGCCCUGUUGAAGAAUGAAAAGACCGGAGAAGUAAAGAAUAUUCAAUUCAAGAACGUUAACCGUCCCAAUUUAGAGUUCUCUAAUUCUAAAUUAUUUGGACUUGGUGAUUAUUCCAUUAGUUUCACAAAGAUAUCAGAUGGUAAUGGAUGUACCAGAAAGGAAUUUAAAUUGAAUGACAAAUAUGUUAUUUCCAUUACUGAAACCCCUGAUAUUUUCAAAGCUGAGCCAAAGAAAUAUCAUUACUGUGUCGGAGAACAUGUUGCCUAUAAUUUGACUGGGUUUGCCCCCUUCACGAUAUUCUACCUGUUUAAUAAUAGAGUAAGACAAACUGAACUGUUUUACCGUUUUGAAAGAUUGUCUUCAAAACCAGGAAUUCUUGAGAUUCAAUCUCUUAAAGAUUCUGGUGCAAGUGAAUGUAUGGUUAAUUUUACAUCCGAUGAAAAAAAGAUGACAAGCUUGAGAUUGCAAGUUCAUGAGUUACCUACUGUUGAAAUUAAUAAGGGUGAUUAUAUAGUUGAAGAUCUUCAAGAAGGUGAUCAAACAGAAAUAAUAUUUACGUUUAUCGGAGAGCCACCGUUUACGCUUACAUAUAUCAGAACCAUUGAUAUUAAACAGGGGAAGAAGACUUCGAGGAAGUUGGUAGAAAAGCAUACUUUGCAAGAUAUUUGGGAUUAUGAGGUUAUAGUGCCCGCAAGUCUUGAAGGAACCUAUGAGGCAAUUGAAAUUGAAGAUAAAUAUUGUCGUGCAAUCAAAAAAGUUGAUUAUUUAGAAUAA